AACAUCUUCGGUCACUUCAUUGAUACCCGAACUACCAAGAUUUACCUCACCACUACGAUCACAAUCGGAAGCAGAGGACAAAGAUCGACCUACAUCCCACAACACAUGUCACUCUACCCAAACAUUCUCGACAUCUCGGCCUUCAAUACCAUGCUUGCGCAACACCAACACCAGCAGACCCAAACGUCUCAUUUACCUCCUUCCCCCAACAAACCCACGCACACGCCACAACCAGGUCACCAAAUAACACCGUACCACGUCUCCGAAGCAGUCCUAGACUUCUUCUCGCACAUGUUCGCACCCGCGUCAUACCAGUCGUGUACAUGCUCGACGCCGUGUUGGACCCCAGCAUCUCCUAGCACCGACGCCUACGUUGUAGCCUCGGGGCACGACAAGAAGCUUAAGAUUGUGGUUGACGACGACAUCGUGGUGCUGGAGGACGAAGAUGAUGGAGGACCGUUAUGUAGGGAGGCUACCAUUGCGAGCUGGAAGGCCGGAGGAAAGAAGGAAAGGAGAAACAGUAGUAGGAGAAGGAGCCUGCAAUGGUUGGCGAGUGUGAUUGGGAGGGAAGCAUAGAAGGAAGUGUGAGAACGCUCAGGAACGAAGAUAAGGAAUAGAGACAGGAGUGAGAAAGUAGUCAAGUCGAGGAAAUGUAGAUAUAAUGGCAGGACUUGAUCCAUACUAUGGAUACACAAUCGACAUCCUCUCGACCACUACAAGUGUGAUUGUGUACACUAUCUUGAGAAGAACCUCCGGGUGCUCCUUAAAGUAGCAACCAGUCUAAAUGGUGUUUCCGUGUUGAAGACCGAAAUUACUGUCCAAUCAAUGCUACCUAGCUGUCCACAGGCCGUGCACGAUGGAAAAUCUCGGCACUCUCCAACAGUUGCCCA
Molecule: messenger RNA, 890 nt
Organism: Alternaria alternata
Lineage: Eukaryota; Fungi; Ascomycota; Dothideomycetes; Pleosporales; Pleosporaceae
Exons: 1
Coding region: 106-576 (156 amino acids)
Source: RefSeq, a predicted model, not a curated record